This is a messenger RNA of Chara braunii, 2296 nucleotides long. NCBI's taxonomy places the organism in Eukaryota, Viridiplantae, Streptophyta, Charophyceae, Charales, Characeae. The record is from the annotation of a GenBank genome assembly.
GUUCGCGAUACAGCACGAGAAAGAACUAACAACUGUUGUUGAAAACCUCAGGAAGGCCCAACACCGCAUGAUAGAACAGGCUAAUAAGCACCGUCGCCCCUCGCAGUUUCAGGGCUUUAUGCAAAGGGCUUGCCUUGGCGCACAAGUUCGGAGGAAGGCAAACCCGACGACGAUCAAGUUGGCGGAUGGAAAAACGCAGCAACUUCUCGACCGUUACAUCGAGGUCGUACCAGUUUAUUUCGCACCUCAUGCAUGCGAACCGGUGACGUUCCACAUCUUGGACACGGACUUCGACAUCAUUCUGGGAAUGCCUUGGCUUGCAAGUGCGGAUCACACUGUCAACUUCCAGCGGUGGACUCUUAGUGUUUGCGACGCCUUCGGCGCCGAAGUGGCGUGUACUAUUCCUUUACCGCACCCUUCGAUUCGGUGCCAAGUGGUGACAACCAUAUCAUUCUGGGCGACUUGCACUUACGAGCAGCCGGAGGAGAUCGGCCUAUGUUUCCUACAGACCGUCGCGGUAGCCGACGCUUCACCCACAGACUUGUCUUCGGACCCCCGAGUGGUGCGGUUGCUGGACGAGUUCGCCGACAUCUUCGAGUCACCUACCGGUCUGGUGCCGGAUCGGCCGAUCUCUCACGAGAUCAUUCUUGAGGUCGGUGUCGUGCCGUGGAAAGGUUGCAUCUAUCGGAUGAGCGAGGAGGAGCUUGAGGUCCUCCGCGCACAACUCGACGACUUGUUGACCAAGGGCUGGAUCCGCCUUAGUAGCUCCCCAUAUGGAGCACCAGUUCUCUUCGUCCGGAAGAAGAACAAGGAUCUACGAUUGUGUAUCGACUACCGCAAGCUCAAUGCGCAAACCGUCAAGAAUGCGGGGCGUCUUCCUCGCACCGACGAUCUUCUUGAGCGAUUGGGCAGCGCAAAGUAUUUUUCUAAGUUGGAUUUGAAAUCGGGAUAUCAUCAAAUCUCGAUCCGGUCGAAUGAUUGCUACAAAUCCGCGUUCAAGACGCGGUACGGGCAUUUUGAGUGGGUGGUCAUGCCUUUUGGCCUCACCAACGCCCCGGCGACCUUUCAAGCGGCAAUGACCAAUGAGUUUCGUGCAAUGUUGGACCGGUUCGUGCUGGUCUACUUAGACGAUAUUCUCGUGUAUAGUCGGACUUUGGAGGAUCAUCUUGGGUACCUUCGACGAGUGUUGGAGACGCUCAGCCGCGCCAAGUACAAGGCCAACCGCGACAAGUGCGAAUUUGUCCGACAAGACCUGGAAUACUUGGGCCAUUUUGUCACACCGGAGGGCAUCAGUCCGCUACCAGGCAAGAUUCAAGCCAUCCAAGGGUGGCCGGAGCCUCGGAACGUCACGGAUGUUCGCUACUCGAAGAUCGCGGCCCAUUUGACCAAGCUUCAAUGCGAGGAUCGACCGUUUGACUUCGGAGAGGAGGCGCGGGAAUCAUUUUUGGCACUCAAAGCCGCGCUAUUAUUUGCGGAGGUCUUGCGCAUAUACGACCCGCUUUUGCCUACACGCGUCACUAUGGAUGCGUCCGACUAUGGCAUUGGUGCCGUCCUCGAGGAACAUGAUGGUGUGGACUGGCACCCGGUUGAGUAUUUCAGCAAGAAAGUGUCCGUCGUGCAUUCCAUUGACGAUGCACGCAAGAAGGAGUUCCUCGCCUUCGUCCACACGCUCAAGCGGUGGCGGCACUUCCUCCUUGGUCGAAGCCAAUUUCGAUGGGUAACGGACAACAAUCCGUUGGUCUUUUACAAGACCCAAGGCACCGUCAACAGCAUCAUCACUCAAUGGAUGGCUUUCAUCGACCAGUUCGACUUCUUUCCCGAUCACAUCCCGGGGAAGUCGAACCAUUUUGCGGAUGCUCUUUCACGACGUUCGGAUCAUUGUACCGCGGUCUACUCAACCUUUGAGAUCGAGAACGACCUCCGAAACAGCUUCGUCCACGGCUACCAAGCCGACCCCGAGUUUCGCGACAAGUACGCGAAUUGCUCCUCUCCUAAUCCGGCGCGUUCUCACUACCGGAUCCAAAAGGGGUACUUGCUUGUCCACACGCGGGGGAAGGACCUUCUUUGCAUACCGAGUGAUCCUCACUUGCGUACACGGCUUCUUGGCGAGUUCCACGAUGUUCCUGCCAUGAGUCAUGCAAGGUUUGCCGACGCUGCAAAUCCCGCAACCAUCGUCCGUACGACGAGUUACGACCAUUACCGGUCCCAUUGAGGCGAAGGGAAGCGAUUGCCAUGGACAUUACCUGCUCGUUCCCCAAGCACAAGACCGGUGUGGAUGGGAUUCUCACGGUGGUCG